Melanaphis sacchari is the source of this 2471-nucleotide messenger RNA. RefSeq names its product zinc finger protein 436-like. Gene Ontology annotation, biological process: regulation of transcription by RNA polymerase II. Gene Ontology annotation, cellular component: chromosome; nucleus. NCBI's taxonomy places the organism in Eukaryota, Metazoa, Arthropoda, Insecta, Hemiptera, Aphididae. Gene Ontology annotation, molecular function: zinc ion binding; chromatin insulator sequence binding. The record is from RefSeq and is a predicted model, not a curated record.
CCGUCGUCUACGUGGCCCGCCGCCGCCGCUGUGCUCGUCCCCGGCCGCGCUGCGCCGCAGCCCGCAAUAAUAUUAUCCGUGAAACUCUUGUAACCGCCGCCGCAGCACACGGUCGUCUGUUUUUCGCGUACGCCGCCGACGUCCGCGGUUCAGUGGUUGGCGCAGCACAAAAUUUUGCGACGGCAUUCGCGCGGGGCUUCGAUUUUCGUCGUCGUCGUCGCGUCGACGACCGUAUUGUUCGUUGUGUUAGUCAUUAAUUCCGUUUGACGUACAGUGUGCGUGCGUUGACGAACAGCGACCGUUAGCCGUCGUCGAGUGUGCGCGACGACCAUAAGUCACGACCACGACGACGUUUCACUCGGACCACAGCAGCCGCACACCGAUGGCGCACGACGAAGAGGACGAUCCGUCUGUUGCCGCUGCGGCUUCGGAUUUUUCGACCAGAUGCAGAUUAUGCUCCAUGCCUUCGUUGCCCGAAAAUCAACGGCAUCCAAUCAUCACGGUCGCAGACGGCUGUGGCGGGACACGCCCCGGCGACAACGACUUGCGCGACACCAUUGUCAAGCACCUGCGAAUACAGGUUUCAGAAGAUGACGGUUUAUCCAAAUUUGUAUGCACUGGAUGCUCAAAGUUGUUAAAUGAGUGGGUUCAAUUUUUUGAGAUGUGCUCAGUAAAUAACAACAUACCCUUGAAACGACUGUCAGAUGGAGCUGAUAAAAAUGAUGAUGGUGAUGAAUUAGCGAACAAUUUAGUAAUAGACAUAACUGAUGAAGAUGAUGAACAAAAUUAUACAAGUAAAGACAAAAGUAAAUCAGAAGCACCUAAAAAAUCAUUCCUUGGUGAACCAUCACCUGAAGAUUAUGUAUUGAUGAAAGAAGAAACUUUCAAUUUAGAACCAGUAAAGAAUGGACCAACAGGUGUUUUGGGUGACUAUUUAAUAGAAUAUAAUAAUUCCAAAAAGUUACCAACAGAAUUGAGUAAUGCUGAUAAAGACAUUGUUGAUAAUUUACGCAUCCGAAGAGAAGUAUUACCAUCCAUGUGGGAUGUAUUUGAAAAAACAAUUGAGAAGUUAAAAUCAGGAGAGUCAUAUUCAACAGUAGUAACACAUAGGCGUUAUAUUAUCAACAAAGGUGCAUUUCCAUGCUCGUUGUGUGGUGAAUGUUAUGAGUUCGAUCAGGGUGUUUGUCGUGACGAAGAAGAACCCCAGCCACCAGUUGAAGUUGAUAUUCAACAACGUUUAUUCAUUUGUCCUACCUGUGGUAAAUCUUUCCCUCGCCGUAGUUCAUGGAAACGUCAUCAAAUGACUCACGAAGACGUAAAACCAUAUGUAUGCCGUAUUUGCACUAGUGGUUUCAAUCGCAAAGAACAUUUGAUGCGUCACAUGUUAUCGCAUAGCACUGUUAGACCAUUUCCAUGUGAACGAUGUGGCAAACGUUUUAUACGUAAAGAGCAUUUAGCCAGACAUCUUUUAUGCAUACCAAGUUGUUCUAAUUCAUCCGACAUGCCGAGACCUUUCUGUUGUGAUAUUUGCAAACAGAGAUUUGUGCGUAAAGAACAUUUGUUCAGACAUAGGAAAAGAGCUCAUGAACAUGCAUUAAUAUUGGAUAAUCAAUUAGAAGAGAAACCAUUUGUGUGUUGGCAGUGUGGAAAAUGUUUUACCCGCUAUGAACAUCUGCGCAAACAUUUGGAUAUUCAUAAUGGUAUUAUUCCUUCAUCUUCAUCAGAAAUACUUCCUGAAGUAACUCUCUCUGAAAUAAGACCUGAAAAAACUUCAGCAGAUAUUAAAACAGAACAUUUAUCAGAUUCUGAAGGUGAACCUGAAGUUCUCCCUCCAGUGAGUGUGCUUGAACUUAAUGAACAACAACCAGAACAAGCAAGGCCAAAACCAAGUACACUUUGUACUAUUUGCAAAAAGACCUUCUCUCGCCGUAGUCAUUUGUUGCGUCAUCUAAAGCGCAUACAUAAAGUAGAGCCAGUGUUGACUAGAAGACGAGUAAAUAAAUCUGGUGACGAAAAUGGAAAUUCUAUAGAAGAUACCAAAUGGGAAUGUCAUACAUGUGGAAAGACGUUUUCCAGACAAGCUCAUCUUGAAAGGCAUGAAAAAAACUUACACAGCGAAGAGCGUAUGGUUGCUGCCCCAUAUGAAUGUGUGUCUUGCGGUCAGGCCUUUUUUGAUAGCAAUUUACUUAACCAACAUAUGGCAACCCAUGGAAAUACUGUGACUGAUAAUUUUGUUUGGAUGUGAUGUGGUUUAAUAUUGGUUUUUUUUUUUUUUAUCAUUUGAUUUUAGAUGUGUAAAUAGCUUACACAAAUUUUAACUAUCAACUAGGCAUAAUUUUAAAUUAUGUUAUACCAUAGAAUGUUAACAAAUCAAUAUUGUAUAGCAGUCUAUUGGUAUUUUAGAGAAAAUAAAUAAUAAAAGAAUCAGUUUAAUUUUCAAUAUUGUUCCCUUCAUAGUUUAAAAUUAAAGA